This is a messenger RNA of Ostrea edulis (European flat oyster), 3091 nucleotides long. Its product is annotated as arrestin domain-containing protein 3-like. Gene Ontology annotation, biological process: protein transport. NCBI's taxonomy places the organism in Eukaryota, Metazoa, Mollusca, Bivalvia, Ostreida, Ostreidae. Bases 1061 to 2170 code for a protein of 369 amino acids. The transcript is spliced from 8 exons. Gene Ontology annotation, cellular component: cytoplasm. The record is from RefSeq and is a predicted model, not a curated record.
UUUACAUAUAUCAACGAUAUUGAAACGUACACACUGGGCUUACUUGUAUCUUUAUAAAUAAAACUAAAAAUUUAAGGAGUGCAUUUUAUUCCCUGAUAUUUCAUUUGAAUGGAUAAUGUGAUAUGAAAAUCUUAUUUUAACCAUAGGCAGAAUCUAGUGGACAUGAUUUGAAGAUAUGUACUUACAAACCUGGUACACGUUCUCCUUUGUCUUGAGAAGACGAUUGCCGUCUUUUGCUAUGUUAGAUCUUUGCGUAUUGCCCAGAGGCAUAGUUUGUACAAUCCUGAAUCUAUGCUAUAUGACGAUGCUUGUGUACUAUUGAAUUCGGCAUAUAGUAGCCAUUUUGUUGUUGAUGAUGUUUAUCAAGAUAAUUAUAAUUUGUUUUGGAAAAUAUUUUAAACAUAAUUAAUUUUUCCACACGUAUAUUUAUCCUGAGUAAAACUUAAAUUUAGAUUAUGGCUAACCUCAGGGGAUUUUUUCAAGAAUCUGUGCUAAAUGAGGAAGUUUGCAUAUUGUUAUAAAGACACCCCGCGCCUUUGUUCUUGAGGAGAGUGAUUUAAAUAAAUUUGUUUUCUUUAUUCCUAUGCAAAUAUUUGGCUAGAUCUUUCCCCAUCCAUUGUAUGAAAGGAAGAUUAUGAAGAAGAAAAAUCAAAUAUAGUACAUUCCUAUAUACGAUUUCGGGUACUAUUUGUGAAAACAUGCAUUGUACGUGUAUUUGUAUAUAUCACAGAAUUUUUUCAUCCGCUAACUCAUUAAAUUAAAUAUCAUAAUCUAUUACGUACAUUAUACUGAAUUUUACUAAAAAUUUCAACAUUAGUAUACAAAACACUGGCACGGUAAAUAAUAAGUUUUGUUAAUGAUAACCAUUUCCAAAUAUUUACAUUUCCAAUGUUUUUGCCUUCGAUAUCUUUACCAAUUGUAAUGAUAGCCACUUUCUUGUGCUGUGAACAAUGCGCGUUUGAAUCUUGAUAUUAUAGUACUUCUAUUUUGUAUUGCUUAUAGGACUAAGGAUUUAUGAGAUUGACCACUGUUCAUUAUCUUCACCUUAAUUCAAUAUACUAUGGGGAAGUUGAAGUCCUUCCAGAUUGACUUUGACAAUGUACAAGGAGUGUUUGCUCCUGGACAAACUAUCACCGGAAGAGCAGUAGUUGACCUAGAAUCAGAAAUGAAAAUGAAGGAAAUUAGGGUAUCCUGUGUGGGGAAAGCGCAUGUGGGUUGGUCUGAGCACCAUGGAGGUGCAAAUGGUGGCCACACAGUACAUUACUGGGGUAACGAGCGCUACUUUGACAACACAGUACCAUUAUUUGGAAAAGGUUUGCAGGGUGGGGAUGAAUACAACCUGCCCCCUGGACAACAUGCUUUUCCUUUCUCGUUUAUCUUGCCUCCUAAUCUACCCUCUUCUUUCGAGGGAAAACAUGGAUAUGUGCGAUACAAAAUAAAAGGAACGAUAGACAGACCUUGGAGAUUUGAUGACCACACUGUUCGACCUUUCACCGUCUUACAAACUUUAGACCUUAAUCAAGAACCUUUAGCCAAUAAUAGUGGUGGAAACCAAAAUUCCAAAUUUCUCUGCUGUCUGUGCUGUAAAUCAGGUCCUAUUGAGGGAACAGUGACAGUUAAUCGAGUUGGGUAUGUUCCUGGAGAAUCCGUUUACUUUGAAGCCAGUGCCCAGAACAAUUCCAGACGUGUGUGUGGCAUGUUUGCGGAACUGGUAAUGGUUACGAGUUACCAUGCGCAAACCCCAAGAAAGACGCGGGAUAGAAAAGAUUUAAUAAACCGUAUUCAGCACCAAGAUUUGACUCCAGGUCACUCGGACGUGUGGAGUGGAGAGAGAUUUGUAAUCCCUCCUUUAGCACCAUCUUAUUUAGCAGGAUGCAACAUUAUCGAUAUCAAAUAUUUCGUGAAGUUGGUCAUUGAUCCCUCUGGACCGGCCUUUGAUCUAGAAGUUCCCGUUGAAAUCAUAAUUGGUACAAUUCCACUGCAGUCAGCGGUGCAGCAAUAUCAACAAAUGCACUCGGCAACCGCACCCUCCGUUCCACCAGCAAUGCCCACCCCAACCUACACCGAGUCUAUCUGGGGUCCAACCAACAUCAUAAAGGAUGAAGGCGGAGACCACACUCAGGGACAAAUGGAAUUUACCCCUACCUACUCAUACUACAAGUGGUCGUAGCUAGGAACUGGAGAUUACCAAACCAUGUCAAUACUAACGUGGCUGCCAUUUUCUUGUCUUUAAAAUGAUCGUUUACUCAGUGCAGUGUUUAGAGAAGAUCAAACGCUGGGAAAUUCUAAGAUGUAAUUAUAAGCUUAUCGUUAUACUGUUGUGUAAACAAUAUUCUGUUCAAAACAGCAGGCUCAAAGCCGAUACCAGCGAUCUCCGUAGUACUAAAUCUUACAGAGAGCAUUUAAUGCUUUAAUUCAAAUGUUUAUAAAAUAGUUCCUUUAACCAAUGUCUUAACACGUGUGAAGUAAGAUCUGUGAAAUAUCGAAAUGAUUACCUUAUUAGCAGCUACUGAUAUCAUAAAAAAUACCGCUAUACAAUCAUACACAACGAAUAUCAUAUACUCAUAUCUACAGUCAUGGAAGAUAUUGAUAAAUUUUUAUACUAAAUUUCUAGAGAAAAAAAUAUUUUGAGUUUAUAUUUUCAUAUCAAUACACGAAUUGAUACUAGCACGUGUAUAUUGUAGUGUUUGUAUUCCUCCAUACCUUUUGUACAUUGGACGGUUUACGAGAAUAAAUCAUCGCCAUCAUUAUAUUCACCUACGCAGUCUCCAGUAUUAGCUUUCAGGUUUAUAUUUCAGAUCUAUAAUUAAUCUCAUCUUCUGUCUUACGAACGAAUGAGGAUCCAGCAUUUCCAGUAUCUGUACUUUUUUCAACAUUCUGUGAUAUAUUUAUAGGACAAGUUAUCAAUUUGACAUAAAAGCAUAGGGGCGACUUCGAUGCCUGAGUUGCCUGGUUGGAGUAUUAUACAUGGGAGUAUUUACUACGUCGUGUACGAACAGUAUUACCUAAUCAUUGUCCAUACAACGUUUUACUAUAUUACACUGAAUACGAAUUGUAAAGCUGUAAAAUGGGACUGAUUAAACGUUUUUUC